This is a messenger RNA of Oncorhynchus mykiss (rainbow trout), 3571 nucleotides long. The record is from RefSeq and is a predicted model, not a curated record. NCBI's taxonomy places the organism in Eukaryota, Metazoa, Chordata, Actinopteri, Salmoniformes, Salmonidae.
AGGAUGAAAUGUUCCUUCCUCUGAUCCAGAGUAGUAGAGUCCGUUGAAGAAUUCGAUUGGGAAUAAUUUAAUCAACAUUCCCAGGACUCCCAGCAUGCAGCCUAUAACGUCGUGGAGCAAGGAGAGAGUGAGCGACUGGCUCAAAGGUCUGGACGCUCCUCUCCAGCAGUACCCCUUCAAAGAGUGGAGGGUGACGGGGUUGGACCUGCUGCAGCUCUCUUCCCAGGACCUGGAGCAGCUGGGCGUUCACAAGAUCAGCCACCAGGAGCUCAUCCUGGAGGCUGUGGAGAAGCUCUGCUCCCUGACAUACGGUAUGGGAGGGGAGACCCUGCGCAGUCUGACAGAGAACCUGUGCGUGGUGGCCCACUCCCUGAUCAUGGGCAUCCAGAUCCGCUGGAGGGUAAACACUUAUGAUGGGCAGAGCGCCACCAAGCUGCCAGCCAGCGUACUGCAGGUGGUGCUGGAGCUCAUCACCUCCGCAAAGGGCCUCUUCUCCCUGCUCAGCAGGUACCAGUUUGCCCAGCUGAGUGGUUACACGUCCAGUAGGAACAUCAUCACCUACUGUAAAGACCUGGGGACCGCAGUACACAAGGAUUCCUCAGUUUACGAGAAAGAAAAAGACAUCAUCUCCAUCUGUCGUCAGUUGGUGGCGGUGUGUGAUGAGAUUCUGUACUGCAGUCCAGAGGUGCUCCUUACCCACACUGCCCAGCUGGAGAGGGUUGACCUGGUGCCUGUCUUCGACGGCGAUCACCUGUCACCCUCGGACUUCUGUGACAAGAUAUUAGCUGGGGACGAGGUGAUCCAAGUCAAUGACCAAAUAGUGGUUGGCUGGAGCAGGAAUAACCUGUUGAAGAAACUACAGGAGAACCCCAGUGGGGUGACCCUGGUCCUCAAGAAGGUCCCCGUGUCCCUGAAUCUCAAAUACACACCCCAACAGCCCCCCUGCCCAAAGGAAGAAGAAGAAGAAGAGGAGGAAGAGGGCAAUCAGAGAUUCUCCGUAUUGGAGAGAGUAGCAGCCUCGGUUAGGUCCCUUUCAUUCAGGGCAGCGGUUCAGGGGCCAGUGGUGAGCCAGCACAUGGGCCAGGAGGAGUCGGAGCUGUCCAAUGACAGGGGAUUGGACAGCAGCCAGACAUACACCUCACACCCCCACCACCAGGGGGAGCUCUCAUACCUGUCUGCAGGAGAGACCAAUAGUUUGAAGGGGUCCAGGUUCAGCACCAGGCCCAGGGGAGAGGGCUCUGCGCCCCCCAGUAGUCCGUCCCCCCGGGUACUAGAGCUAGCCAGAGCUAGCGUCAGUUCCUGCCCUGAGAUGGGCGGACACGGGGAGGAUAAAGAACCAAAAAAGAUGUCUACAAAAGGCAAGAGUACAGCAACGAGCAGGCGCCGUGUGUCGUGUCGUGAGCUGGUUCAGCCCGACUGUGACGGCUGGCUGUGGAAGAAGAGGAAGGAGAGCAGCGUGUUCAUGACCCAGAAAUGGCAGCGCUUCUGGUUCGUCCUCAAGGGCCCCACUCUCUACUGGUAUACCAGCCAGCAGGAGGAGAAAGCAGAGGGCCUGGUUCAUAUCUCCAGCUACAAAAUAGAGAGCGCAGGAGAACACAAGAGGAAGUAUGUCUUCCAAAUGUGCCAUCAGCGCUUCCAGACUUUCUUCUUUGCCGCCGAGAAUGUCAAUGACAUGACCAAGUGGAUCAACUGUCUGAUCACAGCCAUACAGAAACACAAGAAGUUCCACAAAGGAGCACCGGACAACGAAGAGGAGUGCUACAGUGAGACGGAGUCAGAAGAUGAGGGGUCUUCUCCUUCACCACGCAGAAACAAGAUCUACACGAAAACUCUGUCCAACACACUGCCUCGGGCCAGGAAAGAGAAAGAGAAAGAGAAGGAGAAGGAGAAGGAGAAGGAGAAGGAGAAGGAGAAAGAGAAGAAAGAGAACAAGGUUCAGGUUCCCGCUCCACCCACAGGGCUCAGCAGAAGCCCAGGAGCUCCAGAGGAUGAGAUGGACGUGCUGUUCCACGGACUGAAGGAGGGCGGCGUGUCCCUGAUCGGCAGCAAGCAGCCACAGACCCAAGACCACUUCCGAAAGUCCUUCAUCCGGCGCAACAAGAACCCGGUCAUCAAUGAGAAGGCCCACACACUCCGUGCGCUCCAGAGCACACUCAAGGAUAAAGAGGCAGAGCUCCAACUCAUCAACAAGGUGCUGGAGGACUCUGAGCUGACGUCCCAGAAGUACCGACAGUGGAAAGAACAUAACAAAGACUUACAACUGGAGAUCGAGAAACUGGCUGUCCAAUGGGCUAAUGCCAAGACAAAGGACACGCCCCCUGGAUCGUCUUCUGGGGAAAUGGUGGAGGUGGUUGCCGUGGAAACAGAGGCCGCGUGUUUUCUGAGCCUUGGCGACGGGGAGAUGCUGGUAGACGCGGAGCCAUCGUUGUCAAGUACGAUGAAGGCAGCAGGCGACUCUGAUGUAGAGCCACAGUCAGAGCAGUCAGUGACUGCAGAGAGCAGCACAGACGACUUAGCUAGUCCUGCUAGCCGAGAGAAUUACUUCUACAUAUGAGACGCCACUGAACUGAUCUGAUGGUGGUUUCCCUACUUACCAUCAGAUAUGUAUGGUUAGUGCAUGGAGUUUUCAUCAACCAUAUGACCUAACCAGGGAAAACUCAUAGCUGUAGUUAUCGCUGUGAUUCAUGACUCUAGUUAUCGCUGUGAUUCAUGACUAGUUAUUGCUGUGAUUCAUGACUCUAGUUAUCGCUGUGAUUUCUUAUGGCGUUUUUCCUGGUCAGGUAAUGUGGUCAGGAUAAACACUGGGCCCUCAGGAGUUUUGUUUUAAAUAGUUUUUGACUGUUGUUGAUGUAGGAAAGACAGGGGUUGUCUUUCCAAGCCAAUUGUAUCACGCCAAACUUUCAGAAUUCAAGUUACGGUGUUCAUAUGACAAAAAAAACUAUUUUUUUCAAGUGUCCCUCUGUUGAUAGAUAUAUACUGUAGUCAUGGGAUGUUAUGGACUGUCUUUUCUACUGUUACAUAUCUUUGGCUAAGAUUUUUAAAGGAGAUUUAAAGGUAAAUUAUAUCCGUGUUGUAUGCCUCUUAUGUACAUAGAAUGUUAAAUGUCACGUAACAAAAUGUAUUGUACUUUUUUAAACGUAGAUUGUAUAUAUUUUUGCACAGAAUAAGUUCCGAUCUUGCCUGAUGGACAACAUUAUGACAUAGUUAUUAUAGAUCAAAGACAAUCAUUGUUUAUUUUAACCUGAUUAGGUUAACAUGUAAGACUGUUCCCAGACCUCUCUCUCUGUGUGUGUGUGUGUGUGUGUGUGUGUGUGUGUGUGUGUGAAAGCUUAGUUUUCCCAAUGCAUCUUGAAUAUAUUGAUUCAAUAUAUUCUGAGCAGUAAGGAUCCUCACUGGUGGCUGAGCCUGUGUCAAAUGCAGUAAAGAACAAGUGAUGAACACAUUCAUUUGCAAACAGUUUGUCAUUAGCAUAUAUAGCAUAUGAACACGUCAUAAACCAUGAAUUAUUACUUUGUGAAAUGACAGAAAAUUACAUACAUGGUCAUUCCAAAAUCAUGGGCAUCAAUAUGGA